AUGUCGCAGCCGCUCAAUUCCUCCCGGGAUGCUUCCAAUCCCCCUGCUACACACAGGGUAUUGAUAACGAACAAGCAUGGAGAGAAACUUGUGGGGCUGCUGCAUCCCACGGGUUUGAACAGGAUUAUAGUCUUGUGCCAUGGCUUUACGGCCUCCAAGAGUUCUGGCGUUAUUGUUGAUCUAGCAGAUGCAAUAAUAAAACAAGGGAUUAGUGUUUUUCGCUUUGACUUCAGUGGAAACGGAGAGAGCGAAGGCGUUUUCCAGUAUGGCAACUACAGGAAAGAGGCUGAAGACUUGCAUUCUGUUGUCUCAUAUCUGUAUCAGGAGAAGUAUGAUGUAGCAGCUGUUGUUGGUCACAGCAAAGGAGGAGAUGUGGUUGUUCUUUAUGCUUCCCUAUAUGACGAUGUCCGUAUGGUUGUUAACCUAUCCGGCCGAUUUUAUUUGGAGAAAGGCAUUGAGGAACGCCUAGGGAAAGAAUUUCUUGACAGAAUAAAUAAGGAAGGUUACAUUGAUGUCACAAACAAGUCAGGAAAUGUUUUAUACAGGGUAACAAAAGAGAGCUUGAUGGAACGACUGAACACUGACAUGCGUGCAACAAGCCUCUCCAUUAGCAAGGAAUGCAGCUUCUUCACAGUUCAUGGUUCUGCUGAUGAGAUCAUUCCUGUGGAAGAUGCAUAUGAGUUUGCAAAGCAUAUACCGACCCACAAACUGUGUGUCGUCGAGGGAGCAGAUCACUGCUACACUAGACAUCGUAAAGAACUUUCUGAUGCUGUAGUGGGUUUCAUUACAUCCAACAAGGCCAGGGAUACCACGCUAGAAGAUCAAUGA
Molecule: messenger RNA, 828 nt
Organism: Triticum turgidum subsp. durum (durum wheat)
Lineage: Eukaryota; Viridiplantae; Streptophyta; Magnoliopsida; Poales; Poaceae
Source: the annotation of a GenBank genome assembly